CUUGGUCAACAAUCACUGCGCAUUUCAAGGUUCUUAUGAGUCAUGACAACCCCGAUACUGUAUAGAAGAUGUGUUAAUUGCAAGGAAAAUAUAACAGAAUUGAACUUCGAUAUACACGAGGCAUUUUGCUGUCGAAAUGUGAUAAUAUGCCCAGAUUGUGGUGUCAGCCUUCUGAAAACAAAGUUAUUGGAGCAUCAGCUGGAUGAGCAUAGUAAAAUUAAGUGUACAUAUUGUGACUCUUUAUUUCAAGAGUCCAGUGUUUUGGAACAUGAAUUUAUAUGCCCUAGACGACUAGUGGAGUGCGCUUUUUGUAACUUGGGGGUGACCAUAGACCUAUUAGAAGACCACGAGUACACAUGUGGUGCUAGGACAGAACGCUGCUCAGAAUGUGGGGACUUCGUGAUGCUUAAAAGCCGUCAAACUCAUCGCUGUAAGAAACCCAUAGAAUGUCUUACAAACCUACAGAAUGAUCUCGAGAAAGACUUCUGUGUGGCGUUGAAUUUGCAAUAUGAAGAUUACAUUCAAAAUGUACAUUCCACAACACUCCAAAAACAUAUAAGAAGUCAGACUGACACCUCACAUCAUAAAACAACUGUUGAGAGACCGUCAAAUGAAAAUGUCGUGGAUGAAUGGGAGUCAAAUUCGAUAAUACCGUGUGAAUUUUGUCAUUCCUGUUAUUCAAUAGAUAUGAUUCAUGAACAUCAAGUUUUGUGUUUACUUGAAAAUGAUUCAUUGAUGUCGGCAACAGAAGAACAGACGAAUAAACCCAACGAUUUAUGUAAUCAAGUAACUACAAAUACAGAAAGAACACCGAACUCUUGUAACAUUUCACAAGCAGCUGGAUCCUGUAUUAACCCAUCAAUGAUCAAUUCUAUAAAAGUACAAUCUAAAAAGUUUCCUUCCACAUCCCAACAAUUAAAAUCAACCAAUAGAAAAUCUGUUCAAUGUUCUACAUCAUCAUCAACAUCCUCGUCAUCAUCAUUAACAUUACCACAAAACAAUACAAAACAUAUUAAAACUUCAAUGAAUCCAUUUUUUUCUUCCAGAAUGAAUAACAAAACUAUUUCAAUGAAUAAGAAUAAAGAUCCUUUAAAAUAGUAAAUAAUCCAUCUAAAAAUUGUUUUAUCACUAAAACUGUAAAUCAUUCACUUGAUUCAAAUUCAUCAUUAAAUUUACAAAAGAUAAAGAAAAAUAAUACAAUAAAAUCUAAAGGUUUUUCUAAGUAGGAUUGAAUGAAUAAGUCAAAGAAAAUGAUGAUGGAAUAAAUUGUCAAUGGAUUUUAGAAAUUGAUUUUGUUCAUUCAAUCAUUUAAAUGAUCAUUCUAUUUACUUCAAACAAAUCCAGUAUAUAUUUCCUUCUAGUACAUCAGAUUUCUUGAUAUUAUAAUAAUUUCAAUAGUUGAGAUCAUGAGUCAAUUGAAGCUAGAC
Schistosoma mattheei is the source of this 1427-nucleotide messenger RNA. NCBI's taxonomy places the organism in Eukaryota, Metazoa, Platyhelminthes, Trematoda, Strigeidida, Schistosomatidae. The record is from the annotation of a GenBank genome assembly.